AAUGUCUUGAAUACUAAACAAUAAUAAUAAUAAUAAUAAACAACAAAAAUGGCGAACAUUUGAGUGAAUUGAUUGUCAAUUGUUUUCGUUGUCUUAACUAAAAUAAUAUAUUAUUUUUUUGUGAUAAUUUAUAACUAAUAUGGGAUCAGAUGAUCACCUAAACUGUUGACACACACACUUUUGUCGUGGUUGUGGUCGUUGUCGCCGCCGAAGACCAAAUAUGUUCCGAUUCGGGUCGCGAAAGGAUGUCAACUGCGAGUUCAAGUGUGCCAUCAGAUUGUUGGACGACAACGAAGUACUUCAGACAGAGUUCAAGCGCGAACAUAAAGGACAAUAUCUGUUGGACUAUGUCUUCAAAACACUGAAUCUCGCGGAAAAAGACUACUUUGGUCUGCGAUUUGUCGACCAAAACAAGCAACGGAACUGGUUGGAUCCGACGCGGUCUGUCAUCAAACAGGUCAAAGGUCUGAAUCCGAUUGUCUUCUGUUUUCGUGUCAAGUUCUAUGCGGCCGAUCCGUCAGUUUUGAAAGAAGAGAUUACCCGUUAUUUCCUUUAUCUGCAACUAAGACGUGAUCUACUUCACGGACGACUGUAUUGUAUGCCAACUGAGUCCACUAUUUUGAUGGCUUAUAUUAUCCAAUCUGAAUUAGGCGAUUACGAUGCCGAAGAUCAUGUCGGCAAUUAUGUCCAAGAGUUCAAACUGUUGCUGAAUCAAAGCACCAAAAUCGAGGUCCAAGUGAUGGACAUUCAUAAGAAUGCUCUGAGAGGACAGACUCCGGCUCAGGCAGAGCUUAACUUUUUGAAGAAGGCGUCACAAUUGGAGACAUACGGCAUUGAUCCGCAUCCGGUCAAAGAUCAUAAAGGCUGUCAACUGUAUUUAGGUGUCAAUCAUACCGGUAUACUAGCCUUUCAGGGCAGUCGUAAGACACAUCACUUUAAAUGAUAUUUCUUUACAAUGAACUCGUCGCGCGACAUACCAUUCGUAACAUCCGGUGGCGGACUGUUUUCGAGGAAUAAACUUCGCUACAG
This is a messenger RNA of Oppia nitens, 1029 nucleotides long. RefSeq names its product FERM domain-containing protein 3-like. Bases 221 to 943 code for a protein of 240 amino acids. Gene Ontology annotation, molecular function: sodium:potassium:chloride symporter activity; cytoskeletal protein binding. The record is from RefSeq and is a predicted model, not a curated record. Gene Ontology annotation, biological process: chloride ion homeostasis; potassium ion import across plasma membrane; chloride transmembrane transport. Lineage: Eukaryota; Metazoa; Arthropoda; Arachnida; Sarcoptiformes; Oppiidae. Gene Ontology annotation, cellular component: cytoskeleton; membrane. The transcript has 6 exons.